Molecule: messenger RNA, 1372 nt
Organism: Pteronotus mesoamericanus
Lineage: Eukaryota; Metazoa; Chordata; Mammalia; Chiroptera; Mormoopidae
Gene: VRK1
Product: VRK serine/threonine kinase 1
Exons: 13
Coding region: 54-1244 (396 amino acids)
Biological process (GO): peptidyl-serine phosphorylation; signal transduction
Cellular component (GO): cytoplasm; nucleus
Molecular function (GO): protein serine/threonine kinase activity; ATP binding
Source: RefSeq, a predicted model, not a curated record
CGGCGGGAAGUUCGUACUGGGAAGAAGGCGUCGGUUCUGCGGCUCGGGUGACAAUGCCUCGUGUUAAAGCAUCUCAAGCUGGAAGACAGGGCCCUGCAAAGAGACACCUUGCAGAACACUUUGCAGCUGGGGAGGUGAUCACCGACAUGUCCAAAAAGGCAUGGAAGCUCGGACUGCCCAUUGGCCAAGGCGGCUUUGGCUGUAUAUAUCUUGCUGAUAAAAAUUCUUCGAAAUCGGUGGGCAGUGAUGCACCCUAUGUUGUAAAAGUGGAACCCAGUGACAAUGGACCUCUUUUUACUGAAUUAAAGUUCUACCAGCGAGCGGCCAAACCAGAGCAAAUUCAGAAAUGGAUCCGUACCCAUAAACUGAAAUACCUGGGUGUUCCUAAGUAUUGGGGGUCUGGUCUGCAUGAUAAAGAUGGGAAAAGUUACAGGUUUAUGAUAAUGGAUCGCUUUGGGAGUGACCUUCAGAAAAUAUAUGAAGCAAAUGCCAAAAGGUUUUCUCGGAAAACUGUCUUGCAGCUAAGCUUAAGAAUUCUGGAUAUCCUGGAAUACAUUCAUGAACAUGAGUACGUACACGGAGAUAUCAAGGCCUCGAAUCUUCUUCUGAGCUGCAAGAAUCCUGACCAGGUGUACCUGGUAGAUUAUGGUCUUGCUUAUCGGUACUGCCCAGAGGGAGUUCAUAAAGAAUACAAGGAAGACCCUAAAAGAUGUCACGACGGCACUAUUGAAUUCACCAGCAUUGACGCACACAACGGCGUGGCCCCAUCCAGACGUGGUGACUUGGAAAUACUUGGUUAUUGUAUGAUCCAGUGGCUUAGUGGCCAUCUUCCAUGGGAGGAUAAUUUGAAAGAUCCUAACUAUGUUAGAGAUUCCAAAAUUAGAUACAGAGAAAAUAUUGCAAGUUUGAUGGACAAAUGUUUUCCUGGGAAAAACAAGCCAGAUGAAAUUGCUAAAUACAUGGAAACAGUGAAAUUACUGGACUAUGCUGAGAAACCUCUUUAUCAAAAUUUACAAGACAUUCUUUUGCAAGGACUGAAAUCUAUAGGAAGUAAGGAUGAUGGCAAACUGGAACUUGGCAUUUCGGAGAAUGGAGGUCUGAAAGCAAAAACUGUCACAAAGCAGCGGAAGAGAGAAACUGAGGCGCGCACAGAAGCCAGUGUGGAGGACGUGGAGUGCUCUGACGCGCAGACGGGAGAAGGCGUGCAGACCCGUUCAAGAGGGAGAAAGAGAGUCCAGAAGUAAAUUACAUGCUGUGAACCAGUUUUCUUUUUUUUCUUUCAUUUGACUUUUUCUUCUUUUUCUAUUUUAAGUGUUUUCAUGUGAGUCUUGUGGGUGGGGGUAACAGGAAAAUACCAAUGUCUUUGAAAAAC